AGUUCGAUCUGACUUUUCCGUGUCCUCGUGACUAUUUUCAAAGUACUAUUCGGGAUUCGUGCAAACACACGUUGCAAUGUAGACUGUCUUGGGGAGUUGCACUUUCUUACAGCUGUGAUAUGAGCUGCGGUUUAUGUUUACAGUGAGCAGGUGAUGAUUUGAAAGAAAGUUACAAUGGCACUUCUGCGAGAUCAGACGAUUAUCUGUGUGAUAUGGACAGUAUUUGUGUGUCAGACUGCAGGAAGACAUCAUGCCCCAAACAUCAUUAUCAUGCUUAUGGAUGAUAUGGGAUGGGGUGAUUUGGGGAUAUUUGGAGAGCCCUCCAAGGAAACGCCAAACUUAGAUCUGAUGGCCGCUCAAGGGAUGCUGUUUCCAAACUUCUACACUGCCAAUCCUCUCUGCUCCCCCUCCAGGGCAGCUUUGCUUACUGGUAGACUUCCUGUCAGAAAUGGAUUCUACACCACCAAUGCUCACGCUAGGAAUGCAUACACACCUCAGGAAAUAGUGGGGGGAAUAUCACAGGAUGAGAUUCUGCUUCCAGAACUGCUGAAGAACAAAAAUUAUGUCAACAAGAUCAUUGGCAAAUGGCACCUUGGCCACAGAACUCAAUACUUACCUCUGAAGCAUGGCUUUGAUGAAUGGUUUGGUGCACCUAACUGCCACUUUGGCCCUUACAACAACAGCUUCCGUCCCAACAUACCGGUUUACAACAACUCUGUCAUGAAGGGAAGGUAUUAUGAAGAGUUUGAGAUAAAUGUGAAAGCGGGGGAAUCCAACCUCACUCAGAUUUAUUUGAAGGAAGGUUUGGACUUCAUCUCUCAGCAGGCUGUCGCCCAGCAGCCCUUCUUUCUCUACUGGACUCCAGAUGCUACCCAUGCACCUGUUUAUGCCUCAAACCACUUUCUGGGAAAAAGCCAAAGGGGGCGCUAUGGCGAUGCGGUGAUGGAGUUGGACCACAGCAUCGGUCAGAUUCUGGACCGGCUUGUCAGUCUGGGCAUCCAGAACAACACACUGGUGUUCUUUACCUCUGAUAAUGGGGCAGCAGUGAUGUCCGGACCAUUACAAAGUGGUAGUAACGGCCCGUUCCUCUGUGGGAAAGAGACUACGUUCGAAGGAGGUAUGAGGGAACCAGCCAUUGCUUGGUGGCCUGGACGCAUCCCUGCUGGAACAGUGAGUUAUCAGUUAGCCAGUGUGAUGGAUCUCUUCACCACGAGUCUCACUGUGGCUGGCCUUCUUCCCCCUGACGACCGCAUCAUUGAUGGGAUAGAUCUGAGUCCCGCCCUCUUUAACAACUCACUCGUAGACAGGCCCAUCUUCUAUUAUCGUGGCAACCAGAUGAUGGCAGUGCGGAUUGGGCAAUACAAAGCGCAUUACUGGACCUGGAGCAACUCAUGGGAGGAAUUCAACAAGGGUAUAAACUUCUGCCCUGGUCAGGAGGUGCCUGGUGUCACCACUCACAAGCAAGAGGAACACACCCUUCGGCCACUUAUCUUUCACCUGGGGCGGGACCCUGGGGAAAGACACCCAGUAAGUGUCCUGUCUAAGGAAUACCAGAAUGUUUUCCGAUACAUGUCCGCACUGGUGGAUCAGCAUCAGAAGGACUUGAUCCCUGGAAUGCCUCAACUCAACAUGUGUGACCUGGCAGUCAUGAACUGGAGUCCUCCUGGCUGUGAGCAGUUGGGCAAAUGUCUGAAAGCACCCGAGUCAAAGCCAUGGAAGUGUGACUGGCCGCACUAAUGCAGUUCAUCCUCAGGAACUUUCAUAAAGGAGUGAAUCUCAUGGAGCUUUUCACACCAAACUACGUUCAUCUUUAGGAGACAGAAUGCGUCUCCUUCCUGACUUGUGGAGGUCCACAAUUGUUUGUCUGAGGUCUCGACUGAUUUCUGUUGAUUUUCUGAUGAUGUCAAGCAAAGAGACACUGAGUUUGAAGGUAGGCCUUAAAAUACAUCCACAGGUACACCUCCAAUUGACUCCAAUUAGCCAAUCAGAAGCUAAUUGUCUAAAAGGCUUGAUAUCAUUUUCUGGAAUUUUCCAAGCUGCUUAAAGUCACAGUAAACUUCUGACACACUGGAAUUGUGAUAUUGUCAAUUAAAAGUGAAACAAUCGGUCUGUAAACAAUUGCUGGAAAAAUUACUCCUGUCACGCACAAAGUAAAUGUCCUAAUCGACUUGCCAAAACUAUAGUUUGCUAAUAUUAAAUCUGUGGAGUGGUUAAAAAAAAGAGUUUUAAUGACUUAAACCUAAGUAUGUAAACUUCUGACUUCAACUGUAUUUCAAGGUUGCUUUAUUCUAAUAUAUGUUUCCUCUCUAAUCAAAUAAAAUGCUUGAAC
Xyrauchen texanus (razorback sucker) is the source of this 2329-nucleotide messenger RNA. RefSeq names its product galactosamine (N-acetyl)-6-sulfatase (gene galns). Bases 175 to 1737 code for a protein of 520 amino acids. The transcript is spliced from 14 exons. The record is from RefSeq and is a predicted model, not a curated record. Gene Ontology annotation, molecular function: arylsulfatase activity; N-acetylgalactosamine-6-sulfatase activity. Lineage: Eukaryota; Metazoa; Chordata; Actinopteri; Cypriniformes; Catostomidae.